This is a messenger RNA of Macrobrachium nipponense, 1013 nucleotides long. RefSeq names its product pachytene checkpoint protein 2 homolog. Gene Ontology annotation, molecular function: ATP binding; ATP hydrolysis activity. Gene Ontology annotation, biological process: meiotic recombination checkpoint signaling; reciprocal meiotic recombination. Gene Ontology annotation, cellular component: chromosome; nucleus. The record is from RefSeq and is a predicted model, not a curated record. NCBI's taxonomy places the organism in Eukaryota, Metazoa, Arthropoda, Malacostraca, Decapoda, Palaemonidae.
AUAAAGCGCAGAACGACUCCCAUAACCCGCAUGAAUUUGAAGUGCAGAAUAUAUACUACUUAACAGGUGACUUUUGUUCGACGAUUAAGUGCAUCUCGCUGUUGCUGUAUACUUUUCUAGAUUUAUUUUGGUCAGGAGCGAACCCGGAGUCACAAAAUGGAAGGUGCUGCUACACCCAAGCCAGUUUUAAAUGUGGAGAUACUGCAACAAAGACGAAGUGCUCAAGAUAAAAUAUCCAUAAUUGAUGAGGUAAAUAAAGUAAUAGAGAGUAUGCCAACACUUAGAACCGAGAGUUUCCUUCCAAAAGAUAAAUUAAAGACCCAGAUAGCUGAACAAAUUGUUCAUGUGAAGAUCUGUGAACUUGAUGCCACUUCAGAAAUUAAGCAUGUGGAGACAUCUUCAGUGGAAAUAGAUUAUUAUGUAUAUAAGCUAGAACACUGUGGUCCUGGUAUUGAGGAACUGGAAGAAAGUGAGGAAGAGAUUCCUGCUGCUACCCAUUGGAUGUUGCCCGCGCUUGAAUUUGAAGACCUGUGGGAGAAUCUAGUAUAUGAUGAGCCAAUUAAAGAACAGUUGUUAAGAUUUGUCCGAAACAUCACUUCCUUUUUUUCAAAGAAAGGCUUAAAAAGCAGCGUCAUAACAUGGAACAAAGUUGUCCUUUUGCAUGGUCCUCCUGGAACAGGAAAGACAUCACUUUGCAAGGCACUGGCACAGAAGUUAAGCAUCAGAAUGAACAAGCAGUAUAAGUGUGCACAAAUACUGGAAAUCAAUUCACACUCGCUCUUUUCCAAGUGGUUCUCAGAGAGUGGAAAACUAGUCCAGAAGAUGUUCAAUAGAAUUACAGAAUUAGUUGAAGAUCCUGAGUCACUGGUGCUGCUUCUCAUUGAUGAAGUAGAAAGUUUAACAUUAGCAAGACGGUCAGGACAAUCUAAUGGGGACCCAAGUGAUGCUGUUCGGGUAGUUAAUGCUGUUUUGACACAACUAGACCAGAUUAAAAAGUAAGUUCAGCUGUUCCA